Messenger RNA from Leucoraja erinaceus (little skate), 3553 nucleotides. RefSeq names its product calcium-binding mitochondrial carrier protein SCaMC-2-like. Gene Ontology annotation, biological process: transmembrane transport. Bases 462 to 1832 code for a protein of 456 amino acids. Lineage: Eukaryota; Metazoa; Chordata; Chondrichthyes; Rajiformes; Rajidae. The transcript has 15 exons. The record is from RefSeq and is a predicted model, not a curated record. Gene Ontology annotation, molecular function: ATP transmembrane transporter activity.
GAAUUUUCUGGUGUUGGAGUUGAUGCAUCUUUGCAUUGCUAUAGUUUUUCGAGGAAACUAUACUUUGUUUGGUUCGUGAAAAAGCAACGGAAAAUUCAGUUUAUGGAAUAUCAGUUUUCUGAUCAAAUUUUCAACUCAAAAAGAGACACAAAGUGCUGGAGUAACUCAGCGGGGUGAGGGGGGGAUGAGUAAACUAAGGAGUCACAGAGAGAGUGGUCUCUGCGGAAAGCAGAGCGAGGCGGGGUCGGAAAAAUGGGACUGGGAUUGUUCAGAUGAAAUCUAAUCCAUUUGAUUUUUCUAGAACGUGAAUGUAACCACCUACUCUCAUUGUAGGCCCUUGUAUCCACCUGUGCUAAACUGAAGCCUUUGGUGGUGCACUGUACACCAAGUAUUGCAUGAGAAUGGAGGUGGUCUUGGAACUUGCAUCCUUUUGACCUGAAGGUGAGGCAAGAGCCAUCGCAAUGUUGUCGUGUUUCAAGGACAUCUUUCAUGGUGACCCGAAAAACGUGAAUGUUUUGUGGGAACGUCUUUACAAAAAGCUAAAUGUUCACAAAGAUGGCCGUGUGGAUGUCCAAGACCUGAGGGAAGAACUGGAACAAAUUGGAAAGGAUGGCUUCGACGGAAGAGACUUUGAAGCAUUCCGGAAAUAUCUGAAGAGCCGGCAAAAGAAAUUGAAACUUGGCUUCGGGAAAAUCGCAAAUGAGACAACCGGCAAAGUUGGAACAUUGAAAAUUAUUCAUGUCAUGGGAAAACUACAUGUCAGUCUUGGUCUCUACCAAGCGAAAAAGAUUAAACGACACUUGGACAACGAUAAAUAUAUGGACAUGGACUGGAACGAAUGGUGGAAAAUCUAUGUAACAGACAAAGAGGAAAAUAUGCUAAAAAUGAUUGAUGUCUGGAGAAAUAAUAGUAUCUUUUCUAUCAACGACGAUAUAACCAACUGUGAUGAAUUCUUGGAGAAUCAGGAACCAGAGAAGUGGUGGGGGCAUCUGAUUGCAGGAGGCACAGCUGGAGCUACUUCACGAACUGUCACCGCCCCUUUUGAUCGUCUAAGAGUGCUAAUGCAGGUAUAUUCUACACGAGAGAACAAGAUGAAUAUAUUUAGUGGCAUAAAGCAAAUGAUAGCAGAAGGAGGUUUCAGUUCAAUGUGGAGAGGAAAUCUAACUAACAUUAUCAAAAUUUGCCCAGAGCUUGCCAUUAAGUUCAUGGCUUAUGAAGAGCUAAAAGGUAUAAUUGCAGCAGAUCCACAAAAUCUGCAAAUGAAAGAGAGAUUCCUUGCAGGAUCAAUGGCUGGUGCAGUUUCUCAAUCAGCCACCUAUCCCGCUGAGAUGGUGAAAACAAGAAUGAUGUUGCGCAAGACAGGAGAGCAAAGAGAACUCUACGCCAUGGUCAGGAAUAUCUUCAUGUAUGAAGGUCCUUCCACUUUCUUCAGGGGCUACGUUCCAAAUAUCAUGGGAAUUGUUCCAUAUGCUGGCAUUGACCUGGCAGUGUAUGAGACACUGAAGAACUUAUGGAUAGAGAGAUAUGCCACAGGCAGUGACAGGCCCCAUGUGUUACUGGUGGUGGGUAGUGCCUCAGCUUCCAAUAUAGUUGGUCAGCUGGCUAGUUACCCAUUGCUCGUGCUACACACUCACAUGCAGGCAGAAGUGAUUAAAAAGGGAAUGAGAAAACCACGAUUGCGAGAAUACUUCUGGAAUAUUCUGACAAACGAUGGCUUGCCCGGCUUCUAUCGUGGAUUCACUGCCAACAUGAUCAAAGCCAUUCCAUCUGUGUGCAUCAGCUACAUUAUGUAUGAAUACCUCAAGACAACGCUGGGUCUCCGCUCCCAUUAGGACUCGUGACCUGACAGGACAUGGCGGUAUUUUUUAUUUUGUUCAACUGUAACUCUGUACUCAGUCAUAUACCUCAAUGCUCAAUGCACUUAUUUUAAAGAAAAGCUUAAAAAUAAAUGAAUGUCAAUUAUUUUCAUUGUUUGAGAAUGCCUUAUUUAGACAGGAAUUUCUUUCCGCAUGAUUGUUCGCUGACUUGUGCAAUUCAUGAAUGAAGGGGAAAGUGAUCCAGAGAAACAGGUAACUUGUUAGAGCUGUGACUCCCAGGAUAAUGCGAGUUAAUUGUAGAUUUGUCUUCCCGUAUUCUGUUCCUCAGACCUUCCAAUGAUUUCAAUUCCGGCCACAAGUUUAACCCCGAUUGGCAGUCGCUCCACUGUUGGCAGUCGCCCCUUUUAAUCUCUUUGAAAAUGUUUGCCAUUUUAUAAAAUUGCGCAUGCUUGGGUGCACUUAUGUCAAGUUUUGUGCAAGGAUGAUCAAGUGGUGGCACAGCAGUAGAGUUGCUGCCUUACAGCGCCAGAGACCCAGGUUGGAUCCUGACCAUGGGUGCUUAUCUGUAUGGAGAUUGUACAUUCCGUGACCUGCAUGCGGCUCCCUCCUACGCUCCAAGGACGUGUAGGUUCAUUGGCUUGGUUAUAAAAUGUUUUUUUUUAAAUUGUCUCUAGUGCGCUAGUAGGAUAGUGUUAAUAUGUGGGGUUGCUGGUCAGUGCGGACCCAGUGGGCUGAAGGGCCUGUUUCCGCGUCUUAUCUAUAAAACUAAAAACUAAAAGUAAGCUCUCGUGAAGGAUCAGUGAAGAGUUUUCCUUCAAUGAAAGAGGUAUUCACAUGCAGAUCUUGCCAUUGUCUUAUCUGCAAUAAUGAUGCACUGUUUUAAUGUAUCUGACCCCUGAAUGCUGCUCAAACCCAAGGAGGUAACAUCACGAUCGUCCAUGUGAAACUUGCUCGAUAUGAGAAAGUGGAAUUGAGAAAUGUUUUUUUUUCUGGCAUUAGAUAGAAUUAAAAGAGGUAGCAGUCAGCACUUCAAGCUGGAAGGAACGUGAUGUAUUGACAUGUGGAGUGCAGGUAGGAGUCUUGUGCAGGUCUUAUGCAUGGAGUUUACAGGUGAAUGACCAUUAGAACAUUGACUUUAAAUGCUAAUUCUCCUACUGAUUCCUGAUUUGCUGAGUAUUUUCAACAUAUUCUGUUUCUAUUUCAGAUUACAUGAAUCCACAUCGAUUUGCUUUUGUGUAAUCAAAUGUGGGUCAAAUGACUUUCUGCUUUAAACGCGUGGUCAUCAGUCUUAAGAGCUUGCUGUGCCCAAAUCUGACGGGUGCACCAUCUACACUGAGAAGUACUUAAUUGGCUACGAAGCAUUGUUGGACAACCUGUGACAAUGAAAGGUGCUACAUAUAUAACACACGUAGCAAGCAGACUGAUUGGGCAACUUCCAUUGGAAAUAGAUCUGAAAUGUUCCAUGAGGAAGCUUACCAAAGAAAAUAUGUGGGCAUCACUGCUCAGGUGAGUGUGCUUUAUUUUGUUGCUGUGAGGAAGUUGGAGUUUGAUACAACUCCAGCCACUUUGAAGAGAAGAACUAACCGUACCGCUAGAACCAGGCCAGCUCCCACAGUCUGUGUUCAGAGUCUCCAGGGAUCGGACCAAGACUUUCUGGUCGUCCUCCGGCAAGCUGUUGAGGUCGGAGGCCAGCAAUGUGCCGGUGCUGCCGUGGACCAUGUGGAUUCCAUCCGGAC